Messenger RNA from Phoenix dactylifera (date palm), 1735 nucleotides. RefSeq names its product putative serine/threonine-protein kinase. Gene Ontology annotation, biological process: protein phosphorylation. NCBI's taxonomy places the organism in Eukaryota, Viridiplantae, Streptophyta, Magnoliopsida, Arecales, Arecaceae. Gene Ontology annotation, molecular function: protein kinase activity; ATP binding. The record is from RefSeq and is a predicted model, not a curated record.
UGACAAGCUGGCUUCUCUCGGUCUCCUGGGGCCGAUGGGAACGCGGCAAGCGGCGGAAGCGUGCGAUGACUCGCGAGGGCGGGAUUUACUUUUCACCUAAGCCGAGACGACGGAGAGAAAGAAAGAAGUGCAGACCGGAGAGGAGACUGGUUCUUUCCGUGUUUUCUUUUUUUUUUUUCAAGGGGAAGUGGGUAUUGGAUUUGUGGCUGCGGAUUAAAGAAUUGGGGCGAGGUUUGGAGGGAAACUUAUUUGGCUGCGUUCGGUUUUGAUCGGUUCCUGAAGCUGAGACGAUCUGAUAGGUGAAUAUGAGCUGUGGCUGCUUUGGACCUUUACUGUCCAAGAAAAAGCAUCCUCCCCAUCUCAACUAGAUAUGGGCGGGUUAUCGUUUGAUAAGAAAGUAAGGUGUUUCUCCUAUAUUGAGCUGAAAUCAGCAACAGAUAACUUUCACCCAAGCAAUAAGAUUGGUCGGGGUGGUUUUGGAACAGUUUACAAGGGGAUCCUUAGAAAUGGAGAAGCAGUUGCAAUAAAGCUACUUUCUGCAGAAUCAAGGCAAGGGGUUAAGGAAUUUUUAACCGAGAUUGAUACCAUUACAAAUGUUAGGCAUCCAAACCUUGUUGAGCUAAUUGGUUGCUGUGUUGAAGGCAUUAACCGCAUCUUGGUCUACGAAUAUGUUGAAAAUAAUAGUCUAGACCAUGCAUUACUAGGUCCUAAUAGUGACACGGCAAAGCUGAAUUGGAGCACGAGAUCUGCAAUUUGUCUUGGCACUGCCAGGGGGCUUGCAUAUCUUCACGAAGAACUUGAACCACAUAUUGUGCAUCGGGACAUUAAAGCUAGCAAUAUUCUCCUUGACCAAGAUUUUGCCCCAAAAAUUGGAGACUUUGGGUUGGCCAAGCUUUUUCCUGAUAAUGUUACUCACAUCAGCACACGUGUUGCUGGAACAACUGGUUAUUUGGCACCUGAGUAUGCAAUGCAUGGUCAAUUAACAAAGAAGGCUGAUGUGUAUAGCUUCGGGGUCCUUGUACUUGAAAUAAUUAGUGGCAGUAGUAGUUCAAAGACUAUCUGGUCAGACAUGGGGAAGUAUAUCCUGGAAUGGGCAUGGCACCUUUAUGAGCAAGGGAGGCUCAAGGAACUUGUGGAUUCAUCGCUUAAAGAAUAUCCAGAAGAUCAAGUGGUCAGAUACAUCAAAGUAGCCCUUUUCUGCACCCAAGCAGCAAGCGGGCGGAGGCCAUCCAUGUCCCAGGUUGUAGAGAUGCUGUCCAAGCCUACACGACUCAAUGAGAAGGAAUUGACACCGCCAGGUUACAUGGAAGGCUCUACAAGGAUGAGUAUAGGCUCAAAAGCGACGAGCUCAAGCAACUUGGCAUUCAAGGAUUCAUCUCCCAUGUACUCCGCUCCAUUCACCUCGAAUCCCGUUUCCUUUUCUGAAGUAGUUCCAAGGUGACUUCUGCCCGUAAGUGGAAGAACGUCAUCAACACAGCCGGUGGGGGAAUGUCGUUGUACGCAGAGCCAGCAGCAUCGAGGCAGAGGACAUAUUUCUAGUCUGAAGGGAGGCAUUUGGUAAGAGCGAGUUUCUCAUGCGCAAUUUUAAUCAUGAUCCGUAUGUUUCUAUCAUCUCCAAACAGCGCAUGCUCAAACUGUAUUACUUGUAUAAUUAUUCAUUGUGAGAAAAAUGCACCAUGGCCAUACGUAUUUCAAUGUACAAUGAAAUGGCAGCUUCCUUAGGGAGCAUGAUGCU